Molecule: messenger RNA, 1576 nt
Organism: Equus caballus (horse)
Lineage: Eukaryota; Metazoa; Chordata; Mammalia; Perissodactyla; Equidae
Source: RefSeq, a predicted model, not a curated record
AAGAGGUGGGUUUAAACCCUUCUUCCUUAUUACCUAGAGUAUUUGAAUUAGAAAUAAGUUCUAAAAGCCUGUAAUGCUAUUAAAAUUCUUUAUCAGAUCCUAGGGCUGCAAUUUGAAAUGCUAUAUCUCCUAACAAGGUGCAUGCCCACUUUACAGACAACUUCAGCACAGUUUAAGAAGAACGCAGUGGACAGUUCUGGCCUUUAUGCCAUGUAUCCAGCACCACCCACCCACAAUACUCAGCAGAAAGGGUACCCUCGGAGGGCCUGGUGUGAGCUUUCCUCCUGGGCUGCAGUGUCCUCAUCCACCCUGGGCCCUAUUCAGAUGUGUUCUUGGCUCCCGGUGCACACGGACGCCUUUUGUUUAUUCUUUCUUUCCUUCAAUCCUGAUUUUGUCUUCUUUCCCCAGCCUUUGUUACUUGGUUCUCUACUGCACAGAAGGAGCUACAACUUGGACCAAGAGCCACCAUAAUUAAGCACCAGGAUUUUCUAGGCGGACAAAGAUAACGGUAACAUCAUGGAGUUGGGGGGUCUCCAGCUCUUUGCUUUCUUCCUGGCCUUAUCUGGGGUCUCUGGAGUGCUCACAGCCACUCUGCUGCCCAACUGGAAGGUGAAUGUGGAUGCGGGCUCCAGCAUCAUAACAGCCAUCGUACAGCUGCAAGGGCUGUAGAUGGACUGCACGUGGUACAGCACCGGGAUGUUCAGCUGCACCCUGAAAUACUCCAUUCUGUCCCUCCCCACCCACGUGCAGGCUGCGCGGGCCACUAUGGUCCUGGCAUGUGUCCUGUCUGCUUUGGGGAUCUGCACUUCUACAGUGGGGAUGAAAUGCACCCGCUUAGGAGGGGACAGAGAAACCAAGAGUCAUGCUUCUGUGGCUGGAGGAGUCUGUUUCAUGUCUGCAGGGAUCUCUGGUUUAAUACCGACAGUGUGGUACACAAAGGAGAUCAUAGCAAACUUUCUGGAUCUGACAGUUCCGGAAAGCAACAAACAUGAACCUGGAGGAGCUGUCUACAUCGGAUUCAUUUCCGCCAUGCUGCUGUUUAUCUCUGGCAUGAUUUUCUGCACUUCCUGGAUAAAAAAGCAUCCAGAAGCUUGGGUCGACCCAGCCAAGCAGCAGCAUGUCUCCACCACACAGCCUGAGGGCAAUUCAGCAUACAACCUGAAGGAUUAUGUGUAAAUAUCUGUGUAAGGCAUAUGGAACUUCUAGGUGCCGGCUGUGACUUUUGCCUUUAUUUCAGAUAAAAAAAAUAAAUCAGAAUUAUGUUAACUCUCUACAAAGAAUGCAAAACACUUUAAAAACAAUAAGGGCAUUCCAAAUGCCAAUAAAUUACCACAUACAAUUUUAUCUCUUGUAAGAUUAUUUUUCCAUUACUGUUUUCAUGGUUUAUCUAAAGGUUUAUAAUUGAAAAGAGGUUCUGAUUAUAUUAAUAAGGCAAUCAAUUGAUGGAUUUUUUUUUUUUUCCCUUUUAAGAUAACCUGUUGAUACAUCUUCAGUAUUGGUCUUAACUGGAUUUCAUGAAAGCACUAAAUUGCCAAGUAUAAAAAGCACCUCGGCCUGGUUUUAACACAGGGGACCG